ACUCUGAAGAAAGCGAUAGUUUUUCCAAAAAGAAGUCCUUUGGCUGUAUCCUGUUCUCUGCGUACUGGGCUCGGAAUUUCAGCACUCCAUACCCACCAGCCAUGUCGUCUGCUGUAGCAGAACUGGAUAACUAUCUCCAGUCGAUGCUGGCACUCAAGCCACCGGGCGUUUCUGGAUCCAAAAUCAACAGUAUCACAUCGCUCUGCACAGCCAACGUCCAGAAUGAAUCCGUCCUCAUCCAAAAGAUCUACACUCAUUUCAAGAAAGCACCAGGAACACACAAGUUGGGCGUACUCUAUGUCGUAGACUCUGUAACUCGACAGUGGGUAGAACAAGCGCGCAAGGCAGGGCAACCAUCUGGUAGUGCUGCCCCUGAUGGGACCUUCGCCGCUGGUGUUAACAGAGUGACCGAGCUGCUUCCUAUCCUGAUGACUGAUAUCAUAAGCAACGCUCCCGACGAUCAGAAGGAAAAGAUAAAGAAGCUGGUCGACAUCUGGGAACGCGGAUAUACCUUUCCUGCCCCUAUGCUUGCUUCAUUCAAGGAAAAGCUCAACGCUCCUCCAUCGCAAAAUGUCGAAUCUACUACUCCCGAAGGCUCCCCAGCACCCAACUACCUCUCUUUGGGAGGUGCUCAUCAGCCUACCAAUGGCACGAUUUCAUCCACUCCUGCUCAGCAGACGCCCGACACUUCCAGUAUCCUGAAGGCUCUGGCGGAUAUGGCUAAACAGAACACUGCUGCACCUGCUGCACCUGCAGUCGCGGCGCCCGCCAACCCUCUCAAUGCCUUAAGCCAGCCAGGUACGGUUUUGCAGACCAUGCCGUCCUCUGUAGACCAGGCAUCACAACCCUCAAGCGGGCAGGCUGGUGUAAACCCUUACGCUCCUGGUACCAUGGUCACCCCCUUCACAGCUCUGGGUAAUCUUGUCCAGAACCCAGCCCUAGUGCCCCCUCAGAACCCAAGUCAGAGCCACACCCCCAAUCCCUUGGCGGCGGCGCAAAACCCGCUAGCCGCGCUAUUGCCGCAGUCGACUGCAGCGCCAACUCAACCGAAUUCGGUAGGACCAGAUGCACUGCAGCAGCAGCUUCAGCUCUUGCAGCUCCUGUAUGCUCAGGGUAUUCCGCAGGAACAGUGGGGCACCGCGCUGCAGAUUCUUAGCCUUUCGAAUGCCACCAAUAUGGGCACGAUGAACCCGGGCCAGGCUCCUCCGUCGUUUAAUCUUGCAGCAGGCCAAAACAUCGGCGCUUGGGGCGCCCGCCCGGACUCACAAUCACGUGACUACGAUCGGGAUCGGGACCGCGAAUACAUGCGGUCGCCGCCAAGCCAGUAUGGUCGUCGUCGGUCACACUCUCCAGGCUAUGACCGUCGCCGGGAGGCUUCUCCUCCUCGUCGUCGUGACAGUCCUGUUUACGGGGAAUAUCACGGAGAUUCUCCUGGCCGUCGGGGCGGUGAUCCUCGUGGUCGACGCGGCAAUGAAUAUCGUCAGCGCAGUCCUCCCGGCCGCAGACGCCGUUCUCCCUCCCCUUCUCGCAAGGAUCCUGCUCUGCCCCCUCCUGGGCCCAAAUUUAUGGAGUGGGAUUACUCCAUUGGUCAAGGCAACAUCAAAGUCUUGAGUCGAACCCUCUUCGUGGGCGGUGUCACCUCAUCCGAAGCUCACCUUCGUUCUUUGUUCAGCAAGUUUGGUGUAGUUCAGACUUGCAUUGUCAACAUUGAUAAGCGCCAUGCUUUCAUAAAAAUGAUCAGUCGUCAAGAUGCUGUGAAUGCCCGGGAUGGAAUGGAAUCAUAUAAGUCUGGUGACAUGCAGCUCAGAGUAAGUGCUCUCAUUGUUAUACAAGUGACCUGGCGUUUUCUGGCAUGUCCACUAAUCAUCAUCUCUCAGACUCGCUGGGGCGUCGGAUUCGGACCCCGUGACUGCAGCGACUAUCAAACCGGCAUUAGUGUGAUUCCCGUCGAUCGACUAACCGAGGCGGAUCGCAAAUGGAUGCUCACCGCAGAAUACGGUGGCACGGGUGGGAGGCCAAUUGAGUCUGGCAUGGUCGUAGAGGAGCCGGACAUUGAGAUCGGUGCUGGUGUUUCCUCCAAAGCGAUCAGCAGAAGAAUUGCCACCGAUACUGGCGGCAAACGCGGCCCUGUCUCCUCCCGCGGGCAGCAGGAUCGAUUCCGGCGUCCAGACCGUGAUGGGCCUCCAGCUGGAAUGGGUGCGGGCCCUGCUCCAGACCGAGAUGUCAACAAUGCAAACAAUGUCGGCGUUCCCCCUGCGGUGCCUGGCUUCGGUUUCUCUUUCCCCACGAUGGGCAUGUUCCCCCCUGGUUUCAUGAUGGGAGGACCACAAGCUGGACCGUCCGGUGGUGGUUCAGCACAACCUCCCCCUCCAGGUCAAUGAGCCAAUUAAUUCUCUUGUGCAAUGUCGAGAAUAAUGGCAGUGACUGCAGUGACGAUGACCUACCUCCUGCUAGCCGUUUCAUUUCACUCUUGUUUUGAUACCAGUGCUUUUUUCACCUGUUUCCCAUAUUUCAUUUUCAGUUGGCUUUGUCUUGUACAAUCAAUUCGGCGUAGGAGCUUUUUCCAUU
Aspergillus fijiensis CBS 313.89 is the source of this 2568-nucleotide messenger RNA. RefSeq names its product Nrd1 complex RNA-binding subunit. NCBI's taxonomy places the organism in Eukaryota, Fungi, Ascomycota, Eurotiomycetes, Eurotiales, Aspergillaceae. Gene Ontology annotation, molecular function: RNA binding. The record is from RefSeq and is a predicted model, not a curated record. Gene Ontology annotation, cellular component: nucleus. The coding region runs from base 102 to 2381 and encodes 759 amino acids. The transcript has 7 exons.